ACAUACCUCCCUUUUAGGACUUAAAACUUAUAUACAAAUGCAUUGUUGUUUUUCUCUCUCCUUUGGAGUCCCCCCCCUCCCUCCCACCCAGCACAUACAAACUUUCGUAUCUUAUCUUGCACAAAACUCAAUCAUUUCUCCAAACAUAUUAACAACAAUAACAAAAAUAUUAAUUAAACCCUCAAAUUAUAGAUAGAUUGAACCCUUUGUUUUGUUAAGGAAAAUAUACCUUUGCAUGCAUUGGUUUCUUUCUUUUCAAGGUAACGUUAUUCGCGUUACAUAUAUAUAUAUAUAUAAUUUUAUCAAAUAUUCAUCUAUUGUUGUGAAUUUUUCUUCUUAUUCAUUAUUAUUGUAACAACAUUAUUACAAUAAGAAUUUUGAAUUUCUAAGAUCCUGUGAAAUUUCAAACUUUCGUGGGAUUUUGGAAAAGAUUGAAUAUUGUACACAUUUAUUUGGAAUAAGUUAAAGGGUUUUUGGCAAUUGAAAGGAAGGAAUUGAUAGAGUGAAAUGAGAUAUGAAACAAUGAAUUAUUCGGUUGGGUUGGUGAAUUGAAAUUUUGAAGCAAUGGAAGUGACAAGAAUCCGCGGUUGUGCGGUUGUUUAUGUCAUCCUCCUUUGUGCUUUGGCUCAAGGGGGCUCAGAGGGGAAGAAGGAAGAUGAACUUUAUAAUGAUGAUCAUCAAAUUUUUUCAUUUUUCAAUAACAUUCAUGGAAAACAGGAAGAGAAAGUGUGGAAACAUUGCAUUAAACAAUUGAUAGAGAAGAACAAUGAUGUAGAAGAAAGCAGUGACUUGCGGUCUAUUCUUUCGACAGAAAACAAUAUUCACAAAGCAACAGAAUCAUUACCUCUCCAUAUGAGAAAAAAAGUUAUGGAUUGCAUAAGAACAAGUGCUACUCCUCCUGCUCCUAUUUCUGAAGUAAAAAUUACUUCAAGAUACUUGAUAAGAGAACGUUCUAAACCAACCUUAGUGUCAAGAAACGAUCAUCCUCAUUUGAUAACAAGUUCGAUUUCUGAAUCACGACAAAAUCACAUAUCACCAAGUCCUAGUACUAAAAUGGUAGCAGAAAUUCAUGUUUCAACACCAGCAAGUGCUUCUUUGUCUUCACCAUCACCGACACCAGCAAGUGCUUCUUCACCUUCACCGACACCAACACAUGAGCAUGAAUUUGAAUAUUUACCAUUUACUCCAGAUAGUGUUGCGUCGUCUCCACCUCCACCGAGUAAAUCUAGUGAUCCUUCUCGUAAAUUAAAACCUAAAACAGAUGCUCCAACUUCUCCACCUUCUUCUAAUAAUGACUCAACAAUGAAGGAUACAAUUAUUUUAGCUGUUGUUAUCUCAGGAAUCAUAAUCUUUAUUGGAUUAUCCCUUUGCUAUCGCGAGGCCAACAAAGAUGACGGACCUUUGCUCGUAUUAACCUCGGGCGAUUAUUCUGGAGGUACACCGAGGGUUGUUCGAUUGGGAAGUAUUAAUAAUAAAGAAGAAUGUGAUAUUAACAAAGGAUGUCCUUUUAAUAAAGGAAGGAAUACAUCUAAUGUUAAAAGUUUGUCCAUUAAGGCCGAAAAUAAUAACGAUUCUUCACUAGUCGAAAAAAUAACUACAGCAACAGAAACAGCAGCAGAAACAACAACUACAACAACAACAACAACAACAUCAACAGCAGCAGCAGCAGCAGCAGCAGCAGCAGCAACAGAAGAUAUGAGACAACAAGUAACAGAAACUUCUUCUGAAAAACCAGCCCCUUCACCUCCUGGUCCUCUGCCGCCGCCUCCUGGUCCUCUUCCGCCGCCUCCUGGUUUUCUGCCGACUCCUGGUCUUCCGAAACCUCCUCCACCACAGCCACCUCCUCUUGCUUCUCGUCCUCCACCACCUCCAAGAGCUGGCCAUCCACCACCUGCUCCUCCUCCCAAACCAAUGGCUGGUAAAAACAAAGGUAUACCUCUUGCACAAGCAAAAGAAGUAAGUUCUGAAGGUGAUGCUCAAAAGCCUAAACUAAAGCCAUUUUUCUGGGAGAAGGUUAAUGCAAAACCUGAUCAAUCAAUGGUGUGGCAUGAGAUCAAUGCAGGGUCGUUUGUGUUCGAUGAAGAAAUGAUGGAGUCAUUAUUCGGAUUCACAAACCAGAACAAAAACGAACGGAGAAAAGAUUCAGCUUCUGCGGAUACUUCAGUACAGUAUAUUCAGAUUAUUGACCCUAGGAAAGCACAAAAUUUAUCAAUUCUUUUACGUGCUUUGAAUGUGACAACAGUAGAAGUUGUUGAUGCACUUAACGAAGGUAAUGAGAUUCCUUUGGAGCUUAUCCAAACAUUGUUGAAGAUGGCACCAACACAAGAAGAAGAACUGAAACUUAGGUUAUUUUCUGGAGAACUAACUCAAUUAGGCCCGGCAGAGAGGUUUCUCAAAGUAUUGGUUGAAAUUCCAUUUGCUUUCCAACGUCUUGAAUGUCUCAUGUUCAUGCUUAUUCUUCGAGAAGAGGUUUCAAGCAUUAAGGAUUCCUUCGCAACAUUAGAGGUUGCUUGCGACAAGUUGAGAAAAAGCAGAUUAUUCUUAAAACUACUAGAAGCAGUACUCAAAACCGGCAAUCGUAUGAAUGAUGGUACCUACCGGGGGGGCGCUCAAGCAUUUAGGCUCGACACACUUUUAAAACUUUCUGACGUAAAAGGAACAGACGGAAAAACAACAUUGUUACAUUUUGUGGUUCAAGAAAUUAUACGUUCUGAAGGAAUAAGAGUAGUAAGAACUGAAAGAGCAAGCAGAAGCAUUUCAAGCGUAGGAACCGAUGAUGUAGAAUAUGAAAACGAAAAUUCAGAAGAACAUUAUCGUAGUCUUGGACUUCAAGUAGUUUCAAGCUUAAACAGUGAACUCGAAGAUGUUAGAAAAGCAGCAUUAAUAGACGGUGAUGCAUUGACCAGCACAGUUUUGAAACUCGGUCACUCGUUGGUUAAGACUCAGGAGUUUAUGAACAAUGAGCUUAAGAAUUUGGAAGGGACUGAGUUUCAAAGUUGUUUAGAGAAGUUUAUGGAUCAUGCGAAAGGAGAGGUGAUGUUUCUUGUUGAAGAAGAAAAAAGAAUAAUGGCAUUAGUUAAGAGUACGGCGGAUUAUUUUCAUGGGAAUGCAGGGAAAGAUGAAGGGUUGCGCCUGUUUACGAUUGUGCGUGAUUUCUUGUUCAUAUUAGAUAAGGUUUGUAAGGAGGUUAAGGAAGCUGCAUUAAAGGCGAUGAAGGAUUCCGCUAAGAAAGAGUCUUUGUCAGCGUCGGUGCCAUCUUCACCGAGUGCCAAAAAUCAUCAAUCGUCGCCAUCACAGCAACCGACGUCAGCUUCUGAUCUACAUAGGCGACUGUUUCCAGCUAUUGCAGAGCGGAGAGUGGAUUAUUCUAGCUCUGAUGACGACGACGAUGAUGAGUUUUAGGGAUCCAGUCAUUGUUUUGAUCUUGAUAGCAGUCUGCUCGCACUCUACCUCAUUGGUUUAAGAUCUCGGACGGCUAAAAUUAAUUACUUUGUCGCACAUUUGAUGUGUGGAAUAUGAAGUUGUAGCUAUGCAUGUAAGUGCUUUGAUGAUGAAUUUGUUGUGUGCUAAUGUGGGUAUAUUAUAUCCUGUACAGUGAUGAAUGUUAUUAUAAAAUGUACCAAGUGUGGUGUUUCAUCAUCGUCGUUGUCAUCGUCAUUAUCUCAUAUUCUGUGUUUUUAUUUUAACCUUCAACAAGUUCAUUGAAAUUUGAACAUAAA
Molecule: messenger RNA, 3719 nt
Organism: Trifolium pratense (red clover)
Lineage: Eukaryota; Viridiplantae; Streptophyta; Magnoliopsida; Fabales; Fabaceae
Product: formin-like protein 5
Exons: 6
Coding region: 565-3402 (945 amino acids)
Biological process (GO): actin cytoskeleton organization; actin nucleation
Molecular function (GO): actin filament binding
Source: RefSeq, a predicted model, not a curated record